This is a messenger RNA of Cajanus cajan (pigeon pea), 612 nucleotides long. Its product is annotated as putative 2' cyclic ADP-D-ribose synthase BdTIR. The record is from RefSeq and is a predicted model, not a curated record. Lineage: Eukaryota; Viridiplantae; Streptophyta; Magnoliopsida; Fabales; Fabaceae. Gene Ontology annotation, biological process: signal transduction.
AUGCAACGUUCCUUGUCGAUGAACAUCCAAUCUAGGUUUAUCAGCCAUCAAAUGCAAACACAAAUGAAUCAAGUGGUGCCAAAACCUGUUGUUGUGGAUCCCUGUGACGUGUUCAUAAACCACAGAAGCUUGGAUACAAAAACAACUCUAGCUGCUCCUAUUUAUGAUCAUCUUCGCAGACUAGGGUUUCACCCAUUCUUGGACAACAAGACUAUGAAGGCAGGUGACAAACUGUUUGAUAAAAUAAAGAGUGCAAUCGUGGAGUGCAAGAUUGGGUUGGCUGUGAUAUCACCACGCUAUUGUGAGUCCUACUUUUGCCUUCACGAGUUGUCCCUUCUGAUGGAGUGCAGGAAGAAGGUGAUACCCAUCUUUGUGGACAUUAAGCCAUCUCAAUUACGUCUCAUCAACAAUACAAAAUGGACCCUCCACGACCAACGCCGUUUCAAAUUGGCUAUUGAGGAAGCAAAGUACACCGUUGGACUCACCUUCAAUUCUUCACAAGGGAACUUCUCGAGUAUUGUGACUAGUGCUUCUGAUAUCAUAAUCGAGAGCUUGAUAGAGCUUGAGGAUGAAGAGGUGCAGAUGCAGCAUUCAUAUUUGCCAAUUAGCUAA